AAUCCCCCGGUGACAUCUAAAAAUCCAAGAUACAUACCACCAGAAGGAGACAAAUGUCCAAUCGAGGAACUUUUACCACCGGAAGUACUCGCAUACAUCUUCGAAAUUGGAACGCGUGCGGAGGAGGCGGACGAAAGCUGGGACGUGGAGGAAGACGAUGGGGAUGAGGAUUACGAGGACCUACCUUUCCCGGUACGUAUGUCGCAUGUAUGUCGACGCUGGCGACGUAUUGCAAUCAAUAUGCCUUCACUUUGGACAACACUCGACUUUGCUGAGCCUCGUCCCUUCGAGAAGAGCAGGGUGUGGCUCGAGCGUUCAAAGCAGGCUCCCCUAAACCUGGUUAUUGACCUUUCAGUUUUCGAUGAUGAAAGUGAUUCGGAUACUGAUUUUCAGGACGACGGGGAGGACCGCGAACUCGUCAAGGACAGGCAACUCUCAUUGGACCUCAAUUACAUCUUAGACUUGAUAAUCCCUCAUGUCUCUCGGUGGCGUACUUUCGAGCUCUCAGUAACCUUAUACAAACACAUAUACUUAGCGCUGAAACGCCUGGAAAAAUGUCCGGCGGACCCUGGUGCGCCACUUCUAGAGACAUUCGCUCUCUUUUGCCACGAAGACAGUGACGACUUCGACGCUGAUAGCUUUGUUUUCGAGGAGUAUCGAGAACAUAUCUUGCCGUUUGGAGGGAAUGCGCCGAAGCUCAUAGAAGCUGGACUUUGGGGUGUUCACAUAGAUUGGAAACUACUUAUACCACUCUCGGAACGAUCUGCACUUUCUUCAUUAUAUUCAACACCAACUGCCACGACCAACUUAACAGAUCUCGAAUUCGCUUACCACUCACGGGACGUCCGACCUCCUUACGAAGAGUUCAUAACCAUACUCCGAUGCGCACCAAAUCUUACUUCCCUCAAGCUCUCUGGCUCCGGACCAGCUCCUCGCCAGCACGGCCCUGCCGCACAAUCAUUAUUCCUACCCAACUUGCGAUAUCUGCAACUCGGGUUUCUUGAAGAGGACUAUGCGUGCGCGUUGUUGCGCUUAUUCUAUGCUCCAGCCCUGAAAGGCAUCUGCCUCGACUUUGACGAGGGGAUCUACAAUGCGUUUAUACGACAACUGGCAGCUCCGAUGCCACUACCGGAUCCACAACCGCCCAACUUUAGAGAUUCCAAACUAAGCGGCAUACCCUGCUCAGCAGAAAUCCCACAGCAUUUUUACUCUGCAAGCCCUCUCCUCAAACGUCUUUACCUCAAUAUGAACUACCUACCUCCCGAGUUCUUCUCCGUCCUCACGGCAGUUCCCACCCGCACUGAUUCAACAACAACUCAGCCCGUAACACCACUCUGCAAAUACCUCGAAUCACUUACCAUCUCAGGUAUUUCGGGUAACGAACUCGUUGCAUUCGUCAAGAAACGCAAAUCCCUCGGUGUUCCCAUCCGCGAAUUGAACAUUGACGAGACGGACAUUGUGACGGACGAAGAAGAAAGUUGGUUGAUCGCGAAUGUGGGUAGUGUCGAGUUCGUUGAGAUCAGUGACGAUGAGCUGGUUGAUCUGGAGGUGGAAGAUGCGGAUGAGGGUGAAGGUGAAGGAGGGGAAGCGGGACAGGGACAAGGCCAGGGAGUGGGAGAGUCGAUGGACGAA
Molecule: messenger RNA, 1632 nt
Organism: Fomitiporia mediterranea MF3/22
Lineage: Eukaryota; Fungi; Basidiomycota; Agaricomycetes; Hymenochaetales; Hymenochaetaceae
Exons: 3
Molecular function (GO): protein binding
Source: RefSeq, a predicted model, not a curated record